Molecule: messenger RNA, 1035 nt
Organism: Diceros bicornis minor
Lineage: Eukaryota; Metazoa; Chordata; Mammalia; Perissodactyla; Rhinocerotidae
Gene: FNDC11
Product: fibronectin type III domain containing 11
Exons: 1
Coding region: 34-1035 (333 amino acids)
Molecular function (GO): protein binding
Source: RefSeq, a predicted model, not a curated record
GCUCACGCCGUGCCCUCCGCCCCGCCCCAGACGAUGAGCUCCCAGGUGACGGGCCUGGGCCUCGACAGGAUGAAGCUGGACAGUCCGCAGUCCCCCCUGGACCAAGAGGAGGCGGAGGAGGCUGAGGACGGGCAGCUGCUGGACCCGCAGGCGUGGAGGACCUACGUGGAACGCCGCAACGCGCUGCGGGAGUUCCUGAGCUCGGACCUGAGCCCCCACCUGCUCCGGCGCCACCAUGCCCGCGUGGAGCUGCUCAGGAAGUGCUCCUACUACGUCGAGAUCCUCCCCAAGCAGCUGGCCCUGGGCGACCAGAACCCGCUGGUGCUGCCCAGCGCCAUGUUCCAGCUCAUCGACCCCUGGAAGUUCCAGCGCAUGAAGAAGGUGGGCACCGCCCAGACCAAGAUCCAGCUCCUGCUGCUGGGGCACCUGCUGGAGCAGCUGGACUGCGGCCGCGCCGAGCUGGACGCCCUGCUCGAGUCGCCCGACCCGCAGCCCUUCCUGACAGGCUGGGGACUGGUGGAGCGGCGACUGGCAGAGCUGUCGGCCGUCAUGGACAGCUUCCUGGCCAUGAUGGUGCCCGGGUGCCUGCACCUCAAGCACCGUCUGGUGUCCGACAUUGGCGCCACCAAGAUCCCGCACAUCCGCCUCAUGCUGAGCACCAAGAUGCCCGUCAUGUUCGACCGCAAGGAGUCGGUGGCCUACCAGGACUGGGUCAGCUUGCGCUGGUUUGUCACCAUCCAGCCUGCGGCGCCAGAGCAGUUUGAGCUGCGCUUCAAGCUGCUGGAUCCGCGGACGCAGCAGGAGUGCACGCAGUGUGGCCUCAUCCCCGUGGCUGCCUGCACCUUCGACAUCCGCAACCUGCUGCCCAACCGCGCCUACAAGUUCACGGUCAAGAGAGCAGAGAGCUACACGCUGGUGUACGAGCCCUGGCGGGACAGCCUCACCCUGCAGACCCGGCCGGGGCCCACCAAGGGGCCCACCCCAAGUCGGCUGGGCAGGCCAGGCCCACCCCCGACCACACCUUCCGAGAGAUGA